Messenger RNA from Letharia lupina, 474 nucleotides. RefSeq lists its product as uncharacterized. Bases 1 to 474 code for a protein of 157 amino acids. The transcript is spliced from 3 exons. The record is from RefSeq and is a predicted model, not a curated record. NCBI's taxonomy places the organism in Eukaryota, Fungi, Ascomycota, Lecanoromycetes, Lecanorales, Parmeliaceae.
AUGUCGUCUACUACACCUACCGAAGUUGUCUCGAAGCUUCUCAAGAACACACUCAAUCCCGAGGUAGUCAGAGAGCUCGUUGCCCCAGAUGCAACUUAUGUAUCACUCAACUACGACAACCCUGAUCUUACCAAGAUCCUGCCGUACGCAGGUAGCCAUACAAAAGCCGGCCCACAGGCCAUUAUCGAUACCUUUGCCACCGUCAAUCGAAUCUGGGCCAACGAAGCCUUUGAGAUCCAGACCCUUUUUGGCGCUGGGGAAGAUGUAGCGGUCUUUGGCAGUUUCACCUAUCGCUCGAGAUCCUUGGGACAGGUGUCCGUCAGUCCGUUUUCGAUCUGGUGUAAGGUCAACGAAGACGGAAAGGUGACAUACAUGCAAUUCAUGGAAGACACUCUCGGAUCGACCGAUAGUUUCAAAAAAGGGGGACAGAAGCAAUAUGUUGUGUUCGAAGAGAAGGGAGAGAUUGAGAUCUAG